Messenger RNA from Wyeomyia smithii (pitcher-plant mosquito), 3178 nucleotides. RefSeq names its product serine/threonine-protein kinase PLK4 (gene SAK). Gene Ontology annotation, biological process: protein phosphorylation. The transcript has 5 exons. Gene Ontology annotation, molecular function: protein binding; ATP binding; protein kinase activity. Bases 225 to 2924 code for a protein of 899 amino acids. The record is from RefSeq and is a predicted model, not a curated record. NCBI's taxonomy places the organism in Eukaryota, Metazoa, Arthropoda, Insecta, Diptera, Culicidae.
ACUUUUGCUCAUUCAAAAACCGCUUGGUUCGUUUCUAGUUUUUAUCUGCUAAUGACGCUUCUGUUUACCAAUAAAAAAUUGUUUAUCCGGUGAAUACUCAGUUUUAGGUGCAAAACUAGUUAAAGUUUUAUUUUUCUACGUUUGAAUUCGUUGAAAUAUACGAGUCUGUUAAGAAGAGAAUUUUUCUAGUGGUAUUUUUUUAUAUUUUCGAGUACGAAUGAUCUAUGACGAUGCUGGAUAACUUUGGUGAACAGAUAGAGGAUUUUGAGGUUUACGACUUGCUAGGUAAAGGAGGGUUUGCUUGUGUUUAUCGAGCGAAAUGCCGACGCACCGGUAUUCAUGUUGCGAUCAAAAUGAUCGACAAGAAAAUGAUGCAGUCGGCAGGAAUGGCCAACCGUGUCCGGCAAGAAGUGAGCAUUCACUCACGCUUGAAACAUCCAUCAAUAUUGGAACUGUAUACAUUUUUCGAGGAUGCAAACUAUGUGUACCUAGUUCUAGAGCUUGCGGAAAACGGUGAGCUUCAGCGCUAUUUGCGAGAAACCAAAAAAACUUUUAGCGAACAUGAGGCUGCCACGGUUCUGAAACAAGUUGUAGAGGGUCUGCUCUAUUUGCAUUCUAAUCACAUUCUACACCGCGACAUGUCACUGGCUAAUCUAUUGCUAACCAAACAUAUGACACUAAAAAUUUCGGAUUUUGGAUUGGCAACACAAUUAUCGCGCCCUGAUGAAAAGCAUAUGACACUCUGUGGGACGCCGAACUAUAUCUCCCCAGAAGUAGCUUCUCGCGCUUCACACGGACUCCCGGCCGACGUUUGGGGCUUGGGGUGCAUGUUGUACACAUUUUUAGUAGGGAAACCACCGUUUGACACUGCAGGCGUCAAAUCUACAUUAACGAAGGUAGUAAUGUCCAACUACAAUGUUCCAAGUUACAUUUCUCAAGAAGCGCGUGAUUUGAUUGAUCAAUUGCUAAAAAAGAAUCCUGCCGAACGGAUGAGGUUGGAGCAAGUUUUGCAGCAUCCUUUCAUGCGCAAAGCUCUCGAUAAAGGUCAUUCUAGUGGGACAACGCUCGCGUCAACCGACAGUGGUAUCAUAACUAUGUCAAGCAGUGGAAACCGGUCAAAUAUUCCUUCAAGUCACUGCCAAGAACGAUAUCAGCCAAUGGCAAAUCACCAGAUGCCUCUACGUUAUCAACCGAUAAGUGAACAUGAACAGCACUUUCAGGAAAGCAUAUUGCCUCCUCGGUCCCGAUCGGCGUCCUGCCAGGAAACAUCUGAUUUCUAUUCUGGUUUAAAACCUAGCUCUCGUGUCAACUCUGCCGCUGGUUAUCAACAAACUAAUCAAAUAUCGUUGCUGCAGCAAUUUAAUAGUCUAGAAUUGAUGGAAAAAUAUAACAUCAACAAAGCAGAGAUUGAAAGUGUUGGUCGAUCGAACUCUGGUGGCAGUUUACAGCAACUGCAUGGGCAGCUGGACUUCCAGCCUCAAUUGGUGAUGGGUGCUCAGCAAAUCUCUUUACUAGAUGCGAAGCAAAAAUCAGCUUCUGUAUCAAAGUUGUAUCAACUUGCGAGCGAAAUUCAACCACAAUCGGCUAACUAUUUUUAUUGUGACGAAAAAGAAAACCGUCCCAACGAGCAAGUUGAAACAGCUAUGAAAGGUGAACAAGUUUUGCUGAAUCCUGGCAACUAUGACUUUCUUGAUCAUUUUCAGUCAAGGGAAAAUCAUAACGCUUAUCAAAUCGCACCGCGACAAAACAGUCCCAAGCAGCAGUCAAAAAAGAUGCUGGACGUUCCACCCUUGACUACUACUCGUCUUCUACCGAACCGUCAUAAGACCAAGAAUGCAAUUCUUAGCAUUCAAUCAAAUGGUGAGGUUGUACUGGAGUUUAUCAAGCAUAAACCACGCUACAGAGAGGAACGAGUGUUUGACGUGUGUCGAAUAUCUUCUGAUGGCCUUCGGUUCGUUCUGUACCACCCUGACGGUGGAAAAGGGGCUCCAGUUAAGGAUGAACCGCCUGAUUUGCCAGUUGGUGGAGCGGACAAUAUUUUCAGCUACGAAAAUCUGCCGGAGAAACACUGGAAAAAGUACCUGUAUGCUGCCCGCUUCGUACAGAUGGUUAAGGCAAAGACACCAAAAAUUACGUACUAUAGUGAGAAAGCCAAGUGCCAGCUGAUGGAAACGCUAGAGGACUUUGAGGCUAUGUUUUACAGCGGAACAAAAAUUGUAAAGACAUCACAGGAGGGUAUUCGAAUUGUGGAUAAUAAUGGAAAAACUGUGACAAAUAGUGCCAACUUAAACCCCGUACUGAACAUGGAAUAUCAACAUUUCCAAAAAACACUCGAACACUGUCUAAGCAUUGAUCAGACUCUAUCUGCGAUUCGAACCGGAAACACAUUUCCGCUUAUCAUCGGACGGCGGCCAGCGUCGGCGGCUUUGGUUUCCUCUAAGGAACCCCACAAUCAAUCAAAUCCCUGCACUCCACAAACACCCAUGAGUCCCCAUCAGCUGUCAUCAUUCGCAAUGUCUGUGAAUUCUCAUGAUUCAGAAGCGUUGCACAACAGACGGCCAGUAACGCGCUCAAAAACUGCGGGUAAUUUUUCCAACGUGGCCAUCAAGAAGUGCACCAUUCCGGGCAUCGGCACGGCGGUGCAACUCUCACAGGGCGUUAUUCAGGUGCAUUUUCUCGAUGGUGCAGCGCUGUCGUUGAUUCCGACCGAACAGGGCGGUGGGGUGACUUUUUCGCCCAGUUCGGGAAGUCCGCUUCAGCAUUAUGCGACCCAGGAUGACGCCUCGUUACCGCGAGCGUUGCGUGACAAGAUUGCCUCAAUGCCCCACAUUCUGCGGCAGUUGAAUGCCACGGUGGCACCAUCAAUUCCGUUCAAUUUUCUCGAGGGUACACCAAGGACGCCGUUGACGCGGUUUUUGCGAUAAACAAACUAAGGUAAGCGUAUAACACAAGGCACUUUUUGGAGUGGAAUUGGUUGGCGGAGAGAUUGCGCCGUGUACUGUUACAGGAAGUACAAACCCUAUUUUAAAUACCAGUUGAACUGUGCUGAAUUUUGUAAUUUAUUAUAUAUUUUUAUAAAUAAAAUUCAGAAGCAAAUAAUAUGUUUAAAUUUUUGAAAACAUUAUUCUCGAGAGAUGAAGAUAUUAUUUUUAAUAAAUAAGUAGUCUAUAAAAAAACA